AUGCCUGAAACUGCUGGCUUCGGGCAACUCCGAGAGAAGAGGAGGCACUCAGUGGCACAAACGAUUACUCUCACGAGUUUUGCCUUCUUCCUGACUUCGUGGCUGAACUCGGCGUCGGGAACGUCCGCGAACGAUCUGCAAUUUGUGCCGAACUCCAGUGACAUAGAACCCUGGUUUCAGCAUCCUUGUGGCACCCGAUUGGCGGCCUCGCGAAGGAUGCACAACUCCAGCGACUCGAACAACAUUAUGAAGAGGGUGCGAACGCAAUUGCGAGUCGCGCAGAAUCACUUCAACAAGACUUUCAAGGACGUGCGCAUAGUUUACUCGAAGGUAUACAGAGUGCUGCUGAAAGAGCAGUAUAAAAUGAAUUGGUUGCCUAAAAGGCAGCUCGAGUGGUAUCACACGGAACUUUGGUGUUUGGAAAGGGGAAAGAAAGCUGAGCGUGCUCUUCCACGUCUAUACGAUGCGCUUCAAAGGUUCUCGUUUACGUUUCACCUUCUUAAAGAAUAUCGUCUUGACUCUAACAUCGAUGUCACUCGCAGCAUCAUUAAGAGGCGGACUAGGAUUAUCGACAAAGCGCAUAAUCAAGUUCUUAGGUUGCUGUGUGAAGUCGAAGCCGCUAUGAUAAACCUAGAAUUAAGAACUUCUGGUUUAAACGACGCAUUCAUCAUAACGGACAAUUUGCAUUGGGCCAAAGAGGGCGAUCUGACUGUAAUGUUGAUUCAAGAUUGGGGCGUGUUAAAGCUUUAUCAUACUUUUCUGAAAGAUUGGAUAAAAGUUUUCCGCAACGCCACCACUGACAACACUUGCGACCAUAAUAUUAAAAAAACGCCUUUAACUUUUACGCCGAAUAUGCCUAAAAAGUGGUUGAAGGGCAAAGGAAUGAGGAAACAUAAACCGACAAGGAAACCUGGUCGAAAUAAUUCUUUGCGUCAGAAUCUGCGGAAGGGAUCUCAAAGGAACAGACUGAUGAAGAAGCAAAAAGGACCUACGUUACGAACAUAG
This is a messenger RNA of Cyphomyrmex costatus, 1005 nucleotides long. RefSeq lists its product as uncharacterized. The record is from RefSeq and is a predicted model, not a curated record. Lineage: Eukaryota; Metazoa; Arthropoda; Insecta; Hymenoptera; Formicidae. The transcript is spliced from 4 exons. The coding region runs from base 1 to 1005 and encodes 334 amino acids.